CAGGACCAAUGCACGUUCGGAAUGCGGAAUAUUCUGGGGCUAGAGUCAGAGCCGGAGCCGGAGCCAGAGCCAGAGCCCGUUGCCAAUUUCCGGCAAAUGGGCAUUGGGCAGCGGUAAAGGCCGUUGGGCGUAAAUUAAAAUUAAAUUCAAAUGGAAAAGUGUCGUUGCUGCCGCGACCCGACCCCAGAUCCCAGAUCCGACUCCGACACGACUGGGCUGGGCUGGGCUGGGCUGGGCUGGGCUAGGGUCGUAUAAUAGACCGUUGGCCAUUGGCACGUCUGUCGGCUUAUGCAACAUUUUAGCAAUUAUAUUCGCGUUGAGCGACAUUACAACGGCAAUUACACGCAGGAGCCACAGUUGGGGGAUGGGUUGGGUUGGCCAUUCGAUGCCUGGCAUGGCUGUCAUCGUCACGUGGAGCAGCAACGUGAUCCACUGACGCAUACCACUGACGGACGGAACGGACACCAAUGCCCGCCCGCCUGUCACUGGCAGAAGACGGCCUCGGGGCCGGCACUGACUGACACUGGCUGGUCAACUGACUUCGCUGACAGGACAUAAAGUGCAGGAUAAAAUAACCACACAAGUAUAAUGGGUGAACAAUUUCACGUAUGCGACUGGCGAAAUGUUCUUUCUGCGCUGCUUGAAACAUAAUUUAGCUAUUUAUAGUUUAUAAAUAUUUUAAAAUUAAUUCAUAAAUGGGAUAACCUGUGAAUUGUUUCUCUUUUUUAGAAUUAAUAAUUAAAUUAAAUGUGAACAUUUUUUUAAAUA
Drosophila obscura is the source of this 768-nucleotide messenger RNA. RefSeq lists its product as uncharacterized. NCBI's taxonomy places the organism in Eukaryota, Metazoa, Arthropoda, Insecta, Diptera, Drosophilidae. The record is from RefSeq and is a predicted model, not a curated record.